AUGGCUACUGAGGCACGUGUAGUUUGCUGGCAAAACCGUGAAGAAUGGCUAUAUGUGUACAGAGCCUUGUACAACUUUGACGACCCAGAAAUUCAGAGAAAAGGAGUAGAUCGUGUAGCUGCAUGGAAAAGCCGCAGCGCAGGUAAACUCCCACUUGCUAUCGAAUGCACAGCAAAUCUUGUUUCAUCUCGGCUAGCUUUAAACAACGUUGUAGACGAAAUUCAAGGCAGAUUGACUCUUGCAAUGGCUAUUGUAAGAUUCGUAAAUGGAAUGGUUGAUCAAGUUCAAAAAGGAAAGUUUGCGCGUUCAGUGCAAUCAAUUGCAGGUGAAAUUGGCUUACCUGACUGGCUUGUUGAUUUAAGACACGAGGCAACUCACGCGAGUUUGCCAUCCAUGGAAACACUGCAAAAUGGAUUACACGUGAGUUUAUGCUGGCUGCAAGAGGAGUACUGGGAGGCACAGAUAAAGACGCAUGAAGAAAAUGAACAAAAACUCUCCAGGCUUCUGAAUGAAUACAGAGAUGUUGCUCUUAUUUGUGCUUCUAAGAAGCAAAUGAAAGGGAAAAACAGCAGUAAAAUGAAGGAACUCUCAGAUGAGAUAGCCAGUAUAGUGUCAACGAGUAAUCUAUGGUAAGCAUCUGUUUUGCUGGCUUGAAAAUAAGAUUCAGUCACCCAACCACAAAUUCUGAAGAGCAUGGCAAUUACUCACAAAAGUCUUCUUUUUACAUGCUAUUCCACAUAUAUACACCAAAAUCUUAGUUUUGUAUGUGGCUGCGUGCCUAUUAAAGAUAACAUUGAAGCUGCUAACCUAUUACCAUAUUUGCAGUUCAGCAGAUUACAGUUGCAUGUACACAGCUAAAAAUAGCUUUGCACAUACUUAAACUUCAGCUGGGUCAGCACCUCUUUAUAUACCUCUACACUCAUAACAAUGAGCUUCUGAUUAAAUGCUGUUAUCUGGACAUAGGCUACUAUAUAAGCCAGAUGAAAUGGUUACUGGUUGAAAUUUUACGGGGCUGAAAAAAAAAAACAAUAAAAUUGUUUUUAGUGGGCAGCUUUUGAUAAAAAGUUUUUGUACUUAUUACUAAACAUGGCAAAAUGUUUAUUCAAGAGAUGUUGGGAGUACUGCAGGUUGCUUCGUGACUGGUAAAAUACAAUAAUGUCAUGCAGAUUCAAAGGAAACGUUAGUGCUUCUUUCAUAAACAUCUAUUUAGCACAAAUUUUGGGAAAACAUAUGCCAUUAAUUACAUUAAUUUUCUCUUUGUUUUAUUUAGGUUAUGCUUAAGGUUGUCUUUUCAUUCUCAGGUCUCUUCUACUGAGCAUUUUGUCCUCCAAAGAAAUGAUGGUUCCAUCCAUUGAACAACUGAACACACUGGGAAUAAAAUGGCCAUAUUUAGAAGACAGCUCUGCAGAUUUUUUUAUAUCUGAUGUCCCAAAGGAGAUUCUUAAAAUCUGGAAGACUUUACUGAAGUCUGUUGACAAAUCAUCUACAGAAUUUAUCUUUCUUCUCAUAAUUCACUUUCUGGAAGAACUGUCAGAUGUUCAGAAUAAUCCAAAUCAAGUGAGCUUCUGCCAUUUUUUAGCUGCAUGGGUAAAACACUUGCUUCAAGAACAAUCAGACAUAAACCCAUCUUUGAUAACAAAAAGUGAUUUUUCUUGGGUCAGCAUAUUGCAGGUCACACUAGAUAACCCAACAGUGUACUCUACUGAAAUUAUUUCACUGAUUUUGAAAAACUUGCCUAUGGUUUCUACGAGAGUGAAAGAGAAAAUUAAACAUCUGGUUGCAGUGUUUGCAAAUUUGGAAUACAGCCAGUCAGACACAAUAGUUGAUGAAUCUCUGUCCUUUGACCUUGAACAGUGGAUAAAAGACAGAAGAAAUACAUCAGCAACACUUAAUCCUAAUGAACCUCAAGAGGAUGACACCCCUGUUGGUGUUGAGUGGCAAAUCAGUAAGGCACUGACACAAUGGCACUUCAUUCCACUUGGAGAAGUUGUAGGAACAAGUGACAUGUCUCCUUGUAAUCUAUUACUUUCACAACCUUCAGGAGAUGUACCUAUUGCAGUAAAUGGCUUGGAGUGUCAAAGCACAUUAGAGAACACUGAUCCUGUGGCUGGUUGUAGCGACGAUGCAAUUUUUAUUGACAAUAGUAGUGGUGCUAAUGAUGAGACGAGUAGUGUUCGCAAUAGUGAGCUGCAUCCAAGUGAUGCUGUACAAGAGAGAGGAGCUUUUGAAUUAGUUUAUGUGGACAAUGAUCAAGAACUCUCUGAGACAUCAUUUUCUGGUGCCUUUGAAAGAGAAGAAGACACAACUUCCAUUUCAGAGCAAAUUUAUUUGUUCUAA
Molecule: messenger RNA, 2337 nt
Organism: Porites lobata
Lineage: Eukaryota; Metazoa; Cnidaria; Anthozoa; Scleractinia; Poritidae
Source: the annotation of a GenBank genome assembly